Messenger RNA from Caenorhabditis remanei, 1344 nucleotides. RefSeq lists its product as uncharacterized. Lineage: Eukaryota; Metazoa; Nematoda; Chromadorea; Rhabditida; Rhabditidae. The transcript is spliced from 7 exons. The coding region runs from base 1 to 1344 and encodes 447 amino acids. The record is from RefSeq and is a predicted model, not a curated record. Gene Ontology annotation, molecular function: monooxygenase activity; oxidoreductase activity, acting on paired donors, with incorporation or reduction of molecular oxygen; iron ion binding.
AUGGGAUACAACAAUGCUCAGGAAUGGCAUUUGCAGAUGAGGAAGAAGUAUGGAGACAGAUAUGCAAUAUUCUUUGGUCAACAGUUGUCCAUUUUCUUGUGUAACGAAGAAGAUAUCAAAGAAGUGUUCAUCAGGAAUUUCUCCAAUUUUUCCGAUCGUGGAGUUGUCGAUAUUUUCAGAGAGACAAAACUGAACGCAUCCCUCCUGCAAAACACGUAUGCAGACGGCUGGAAACAUGUUCGAUCUGCAAUUGCUCCGAUAUUUUCAACUGGAAAAAUGAAGGCGAUGCAUGAGACGAUGAAUACGAAGAUUGGCACGUUAUUGGAGAUUCUGGAAGAGAAAUCAGAGAGUGGAGAGAAGUGGGAUAUUUAUGACGAUUUCCAAGGUCUCACUCUUGACGUCAUCGGGAAAUGUGCGUUUGCAAUUGACAGUAACUGUCAAAGGGAUCGAAAUGAUGUAUUCUAUGUGGAGGCGAGGAAUUUCAUUACUAAUAUUGACUUGAGACAGAAUCCAUUGAUCGGUACAAGUAUAAUAAUUCCGGAACUAAUGUGGCUGUGGAAACUUCUGUACAGGUUCACUGGAUUGGCUUCUGCAGAGUUACCAAUGGUUGGUGGAUUGCAUAAUGUCUACAAAAGAAGACGUGGCGGUGAAGGAUCUGACAGUGUUGACCUCUUGAAACUUCUAUUGGAUCGAGAAGAUGAUAAAACAAAUGGAAUGACAAAGAAAGAAGUAAUUGAGAAUUGUUUCGCAUUUCUUCUAGCUGGAUAUGAGACAACAAGCACUGCAUUGACAUAUUGUGCAUAUUUAUUAUCCAGAUAUCCAGAAGUUCAACAGAGACUAUACGAAGAGAUAGAAGAGACGAAGAGAACAAAACAUGGAUUGGAUUAUGAUUCAAUUCAUCAAAUGAAAUACUUGGAUGCCGUGUAUAAGGAGUCACUAAGAUACUACCCACCUGUUAUUCAUUUCAUAAGCCGUACUUGCCUCUCCGACAUCACCAUCAAUGAUCAAUUCUACCCCAAAGGAUGUCUUGUUACAGUACAAGCCAACACAGUUCACCGUAACAAAGCCAAUUGGGAGAAUCCAGAUAAAUUCGACCCGGAUCGUUUCUUAGAAUCCGCUGAAUCCAAUCAAUUGAAAUGGAUCCCAUUUGGAAUUGGACCAAGAUAUUGUGUCGGAAUGAGAUUCGCUGAAAUGGAAUUCAAGACUACAAUUGUUAAACUAAUUGAGAAAUUUGAGUUGAGUAGAAUUGAGGGAGAACCGGAUUUGAUUCCAGAUUGCAAUGGUGUUAUCAUGAGACCAAAAGAUCCGGUCCGGUUGAGUUUGAAGUUGAGGAAGGUGGUGUAA